AUGGUUUUGCAUUUGACACCAAAUCAAGAAAAAUCGGUUUUUGUUUGGGAUCCUUCAACCGAUGAAGUAUUACCAAAAGAUGCACAAUAUGAUUUUUUAUAUAUUCGCGAUACUUUAUCACCGAUUCUACCAAAUCAAUUGCCACACAAUAUCAAAAGUCUAGAAUUGAUACAAUACGAUCAGCCUCUAGUUCUAGGAAGUUUACCAUUUGAAAUUUUGGAACUCUCAACGAUUAAACCAAAGUUUGUCAUUGAACGUGUCAUUCCUUCUUUCACUAAAAAUCUUUUCCUUUAUUCAUCUGAAUAUGGAAAAUCAAUUCCUUUUGACACCAAAUCAAUUAACUCCGUGGAGUCUUUAUGUUGGUGA
This is a messenger RNA of Heterostelium album PN500, 366 nucleotides long. RefSeq lists its product as uncharacterized. The transcript has 2 exons. The coding region runs from base 1 to 366 and encodes 121 amino acids. Lineage: Eukaryota; Evosea; Eumycetozoa; Acytosteliales; Acytosteliaceae. The record is from RefSeq and is a predicted model, not a curated record.